Messenger RNA from Neomonachus schauinslandi (Hawaiian monk seal), 3144 nucleotides. RefSeq names its product glutamate receptor interacting protein 2 (gene GRIP2). The coding region runs from base 1 to 3144 and encodes 1047 amino acids. The transcript has 24 exons. Gene Ontology annotation, biological process: neurotransmitter receptor transport, endosome to postsynaptic membrane. The record is from RefSeq and is a predicted model, not a curated record. NCBI's taxonomy places the organism in Eukaryota, Metazoa, Chordata, Mammalia, Carnivora, Phocidae. Gene Ontology annotation, molecular function: protein binding.
AUGCUGGCUGUGUCCCUCAAGUGGCGGCUGGGCGUGGUGAGGCGGCGGCCCAAAGACGAUGGGCCUUACUCCAAAGGAGGCAAGGAUGCGGGAGGGACGGACGUGGCCCUGGCAUGCCGCAGACAGAGCAUUCCAGAGGAGUUCCGCGGGGUCACUAUGGUGGAGCUGAUCAAGAAGGAAGGCAGCACGCUGGGCCUGACCAUCUCAGGUGGCACCGACAAGGAUGGGAAGCCCAGGGUCUCCAACCUGAGACCGGGGGGGCUCGCCGCCAGGAGUGACCUGCUGAACGUGGGCGACUAUAUUCGGUCAGUGAAUGGGAUCCAUCUGACCAGGCUCCGCCAUGAUGAGAUCAUCACCCUGCUCAAGAAUGUGGGCGAGCGCGUGGUGCUGGAGGUGGAGUAUGAGCUGCCCCCGCCCGCCCCUGAGAACAACCCAGGGAUCAUCACAAAGACAGUGGACGUCUCCCUGUACAAGGAGGGCAAUAGCUUUGGCUUUGUCCUCAGAGGGGGUGCCCAUGAAGAUGUACACAAGACCCGCCCGCUUGUCCUGACCUACGUCCGGCCUGGUGGCCCCGCUGACAGGGAAGGCUCCUUGAAGGUGGGGGACAGGCUGCUCAGUGUUGACGGGAUCCCGCUGCACGGGGCCAGCCAUGCCACUGCCCUGGCCACGCUACGGCAAUGCAGCCACGAGGCGCUCUUCCAGGUGGAGUACGACGUGGCCAUCCCAGAUACGGUGGCCAGUGCUUCAGGGCCCUUGAUAGUGGAGAUAACCAAGAUGCCUGGGUCAGCUCUGGGGAUCUCACUCACCACUGGCUCCCAGCGGAACAAGCCAAUCAUCACCAUUGACCGCAUCAAGCCGGCCAGCGUGGUGGACAGGAGUGGGGCCCUGCAUGCUGGAGACCACAUCCUGUCCAUCGACGGUACCAGCACGGAACACUGCUCGCUGCUUGAGGCCACCAAGCUCCUGGCCAGUGUGGUGGAGAGAGUGCGGCUGGAGAUCCUGCCUGCACCCCAAAGUCGGCGGCCCCUGAAGCCCUCAGAGGCAGUGAAGGUGCAGAGGAGUGAUCAGCCACACCGCUGGGACCCCUGCGUGCUCUCCUGUCACAGCCCCCGGCCCGGCCACUGCAGGACGCCCACCUGGGCCACACCUGCUGGCCAGGACCAGAGCCGAUCCUUGUCCUCGACUCCCUUUUCCUCGCCGACCAUGAAUCAUGCCUUUCCCUGCACCAAUCCCAGCACCCUUCCCCGUGGAUCCCACCCCAUGAGCCCCCGGACUACGAUGGGGCGGAGGAGGCAGCGAAGAAGGGAACACAAGAGCACAUUGUCACUGGCCUCCAGCACGGUGGGGCCUGGGGGACAGAUCGUGCACACGGAGACCACGGAGGUCGUGCUCUGCGGAGACCCCCUCAGCGGCUUUGGCCUCCAGCUCCAGGGAGGCAUCUUCGCCACCGAGACCCUGUCCUCCCCGCCUCUCGUGCGCUUCAUCGAGCCCGACAGCCCGGCAGAGAGGUGUGGGCUGCUGCAGGUCGGGGAUCGGGUCCUGUCCAUCAACGGGAUUGCCACCGAGGACGGGACGAUGGAGGAAGCCAACCAGCUGCUGCGGGACGCGGCGCUGGCCCACAAGGUCGUGUUGGAGGUCGAGUUUGACGUGGCAGAGUCCGUCAUCCCAAGCAGUGGCACCUUCCACGUGAAGCUGCCCAAGAGGCGAGGCGUGGAGCUGGGCAUCACCAUUGGCUCGACCAGCAGGAAGCGAGGAGAGCCCCUGAUCAUCUCUGACAUCAAGAAGGGCAGUGUGGCACACAGGACCGGCACCCUCGAGCCAGGCGACAAGCUGCUGGCCAUCGACAACAUCCGCUUGGACAACUGCCCCAUGGAGGACGCUGUGCAGAUCCUGCGGCAGUGCGAGGACCUGGUGAAGCUGAAGAUCCGGAAGGAUGAGGACAACUCUGAUGAGCAGGAGACCACAGGGGCGAUCAGCUACACAGUGGAACUGAAACGUUACGGGGGUCCCCUGGGCAUCACCAUUUCGGGCACAGAGGAGCCUUUUGACCCCAUUGUUAUCUCAGGCCUCACCAAGCGUGGUCUCGCUGAGAGGACUGGCGCUAUCCACGUUGGGGAUCGUAUCCUGGCCAUCAACAGCGUUAGCCUCAAGGGCCGGCCUCUGAGUGAGGCCAUCCACCUCCUACAGGUGGCUGGCGAGACUGUCACACUGAAGAUCAAGAAGCAGCUAGACCGCCCCCUCCCAUGCCGCAAGUCGGGCAGCCUCAGCGAGGCCAGCGAUGCAGAUGAGGACCCACCAGAGGCACUCAAAGGAGGCCUGAUGGCAGCCCGGUUCUCAUCCGCUGUGCCCAGUGUGGAUAGUGCUGUGGAGUCCUGGGACAGCUCGGCCACAGAGGGUGGAUUCGGGGGCCCAGGCUCCUACACUCCGCAGACGGUGGCUCGGGGCGUGACCCCCCAGGAGUGGCGGCCCAGCCGGCUGAGAAGCAGCCCCCCACCCACCGAGCCCCGGAGGACGAGCUAUACCCCGGCCCCCACGGACGAGAGCUUCCCCGAGGAGGAGGAAGAGGAGGAUUGGGAGCCACCAACUAGCCCAGCCCCUGGCCCUGCCCGUGAGGAGGGCUUCUGGCGCAUGUUCGGGGAAGCGCUCGAAGACCUGGAGUCAUGUGGUCAGUCAGAGCUGCUGAGGGAACUGGAGGCAUCCAUCAUGACGGGCACGGUGCAGAGUGUGGCCCUUGAGGGCAGGCCCAGCCACCGGCCCUGGCGGAGGGGCCAGGAGGCACGAGCGUCCCCUGAAGAGAUGCAGGAGCUGCUGCUGCCGACACCCUUAGAGAUGCACAAGGUGACCCUGCACAAGGACCCCUUGCGGAAUGACUUUGGUUUUAGCGUCUCUGACGGCCUCCUGGAGAAGGGUGUCUAUGUCCACACUGUGCGCCCUGAUGGGCCAGCCCAACGUGGGGGCCUCCGGCCCUUCGACAGGGUUCUUCAGGUCAACCAUGUUCGCACGUGGGACUUUGACUGCUGCCUGGCCGUGCCGCUCCUGGCGGAGGCAGGUGACGUCCUGGCGCUGGUCAUCAGCCGCAACCCACUGACCCAGAGCGGCCGAGCCCCACGAGCACCAGGCCCCAACAGCCCCCGGAUGCUUUGA